AAAGGGGCGAUAAUAGAAUCAAUUCAUCUUUAUUAUGUCUAGCGUUAAUAGGAAAACCAAAAAGUAUAUUUUCUCUAUCUUCAGGAAAAAGAAGAAAGGAAAUUGGCCUUUUUUUAUAAAAAAAAAAAAUUUAAUACAUUUUGUUUUUAGGAUAUGGUGGGAAUGAAAUUAAGAACGGAGGGGGAGCGUUGGGUACCUUGAAAAAUAACCAAAACGACACCGUGUAUAAAAAAUCCCCUCUCUCACCCAUGCUCACCGUUUCAUGACCCAUGCCAAACAAGCAGAGCCCUCUUUUCCGCCCAAGAGAUUGGAGAAUUCUUGGUGUGAAGCCAUUGCAUCAAAAUCCACAGCUUCAGCCACCCCAAUACGAAACACAGAAAUGGGUCCUUUUAUAACAGAUGUUCCAAAGUCUGUCCUUCAAGAUGUUAUAAUGAAGCUGCCACCAAGGAGCAUUAUCAUGUGCAAAAGCGUCUGCAAGACUUGGUAUUCUCUAAUUUCGGACCCUGCAUUUGCUAGGCUGCAUUUCGCACAAGCAGAGGCCUAUCCUAUGGUCCGGCCCGUGGAUGGAAGAAGCGUGUCAAGAAACCUUUUCUUGGUUGAGCCUGAAGAUAGCUCUGGUUUUGAUUUGAAGGACUAUGAUUGUAACCGGUCUCGUGUCCACAUGAAUCUUUCCAAAUAUAAAUUCCCAUUGUGUCAUGCUGAGGAGUUACUCAAUUACCAUAGGAAUGGCAAUGUGAUGCCUAGUCAUGAAACUGAAAGAGAGGUUCACAUGAAGAUGACGAAAAUUGAUGACAACAACAACGAGGUGGAUUGGGGUGAAAGUAUCGCUUUCAUGAUGCAAUAUGAUCACAACAACUACAACUUGGUAAAUUCUUGUAACGGUUUGCUUUGCCUGUCUGAUUAUUUCGUGAAGUACCCUGCUGCUGUGUGCAAUCCAAUAACCGGCGAAUUUAUAAACCUUCCCCAUGGUCCUCAACAUGAGAAGGCAAUGACUUUAAUCGGUAGUGGAUUAGGUUUCAGUCCGAGGACUAACGAAUAUAAGGUGGUGAGAAUUCUUAAGGAACGGACACGUGAUCCCAAUAAGGUUGCUGAGAUACACACCCUGGGAACAGGUUCAUGGAAAUCUGUUGGCGCUGCUCCCUGCUCAGACUCUCAGCAAUCAUUCCCCACUUGUGUGAAAGGAAUGCUUUAUUGGUUUUGCGGUGAGUGGACAUGUGCUAGUGUGAUUUCAUUUGACUUGGAUACUGAAGAGUUCGAAUCGGUUCCAUCACUGCCUUUUCGGGAGGGUGGUCGUGAUGUGGGCAUGGGAGAUUUGGGAGGUAGCCUUUGUCUGUGUAAAAUUGAGAGUUUUGAAAUCAAUGUGUGGGUAAUGAAUGAUUCUGGUCCACAAAAACUUUGGAUGAAGAAGAUAUCGAUUUGUACUGCUUUUACUCGAAGUUGGCCAAGUGGCGUAUACAUACCCAUGAAAUACUUUGAGAAUGAUGGUCUGUUGAUGUUUAAUUCUCGUCUCAAUGCCUUCUUUUACCAUCACCCAGGAAACCACAGUCCAUUCAUUUAUCUUAAGCUUCGAGAGAUGAAUUAUUCAGCUUCUGAGGCAAUUAGUCAUGUUCCGAGCUUUAUUUCGCUCAAGGAUAUUCUGGUGGGGAAGGAUGUAGAAAUACUGAAUAUCAAUUCAAGGUGUGCAGUGUUGAAGCUGCCCGGAGAGACCGAAGCCCUAUCUCUGGUGGAAGAAAAUGCCAGUUCGAUACGCUUCUGACAGUUGGGAAGAAUGAAACAAGCACACAAUGGUGGAUGUGAUGCAGUCUAAGAACCUUAAUUCGCAUCUAACUUAGUGGCCGUCAAGUGUUUUGUUGAUGUUACUUUAAAUAGUUUUGGAUUACUUGUCAUGUUUGUGGAAGUACAUUGCUAAUUACAGGCUUUACUUAUCAUCUUUGCUUUGGUUAAUUUGGUGAGUGAAAGAUUUAACUA
This is a messenger RNA of Prunus persica (peach), 1968 nucleotides long. Its product is annotated as F-box/kelch-repeat protein At3g06240. Lineage: Eukaryota; Viridiplantae; Streptophyta; Magnoliopsida; Rosales; Rosaceae. Bases 263 to 1756 code for a protein of 497 amino acids. The record is from RefSeq and is a predicted model, not a curated record. Gene Ontology annotation, molecular function: protein binding. The transcript is spliced from 3 exons.